AUGGUGAUUUCAACCAACGACUUUCUCUCUGGUGACCUCGAUGAUCCCUCCACUCAAUUUGAGGGAGUUCGAGAUUCAUUACCGCCAUUCCCUGAUGCUCAUCCGACUCGUACCACUCCCCCCUCUACUCAAUUCCAAGCCACUGAUCCCGCCGUGAUUCUUGGUGACCCAUCAAACAACGACGACAACAAUGAUGAUGAUGUCCUCAUGAACGAUCGACCCGCAGCAUUGAUCGGUUCUGAUCUCUCAAUCGAUCAAGUUUGCUCCCAACUUCAAUUGAAGUUGAAACUUGAUCCUGAGCACUUGAACAUUGCUCAUUUGACCAGCAAGUGCACCCUUGAAGCAAGACACGCGAACACAAUCUUUGCCAUAGCUGCCUUUUCCCAACUCAAGUGUAGCCCUGCCCCAGCAGCCAUCCAUGUGUUUGAUGAAAGAUUCAGGGAUGCGAUCGAUCAACAGCCUGAUGAGUGGAAAGAAGACCACCUCGCCCCUGAGUCAACUCGUGAAGAUCCACCAGCUCUCGAGGCCUAUCGUGAUGCCGUGGGUGAGCUCUUGAAACAUCAACGCAGUAACUUGCGCACCUUGCUGUUGGGAAACAUUCUUGAGACCCAAAGGAUUUCAAUCAAGGGAAGUGUCCCCAACCGCCAUGAGAUGAUCACGGCUAUCUAUGAAGACCUUCCACCUCGUACGGCAAAGAUGACCGCAAGCGAAAUUCAGCACCAGGUCAAUACUAACUGGGCGAUGCGGAUCCGAAUGAGCUACGCCCGGCUUGUCAUGGUCCAUUAUUACGUCCACAAGUCAAAGAAAACCUCCCAAUGGAUGGAAAUCGAUGAACGAUUGGGUGUUUUGAGGGGUUCUUCGAUUGAAUUUCAAAAAUGUCACGCGCAGCUUGUCUUGGACAAAGACAAUGAACUUUUCUCUCACAUGAAGCAUUACAAUGACAUUCCCAAGGAGGAAUUUACUGUCCCUACCCUCGACGACGUUCGACAAGCACAAGCGACAGCGGCUGCAGCACUCGGCAACAGAAACCAAGAAGCAUGAGGUUUUUCUUUUUCUUUCUCCCAAGAU
Puccinia graminis f. sp. tritici CRL 75-36-700-3 is the source of this 1068-nucleotide messenger RNA. RefSeq lists its product as uncharacterized. The transcript is spliced from 6 exons. Lineage: Eukaryota; Fungi; Basidiomycota; Pucciniomycetes; Pucciniales; Pucciniaceae. Bases 1 to 1041 code for a protein of 346 amino acids. The record is from RefSeq and is a predicted model, not a curated record.